Molecule: messenger RNA, 1050 nt
Organism: Poecilia latipinna (sailfin molly)
Lineage: Eukaryota; Metazoa; Chordata; Actinopteri; Cyprinodontiformes; Poeciliidae
Gene: rab11a
Product: RAB11a, member RAS oncogene family
Exons: 5
Coding region: 147-794 (215 amino acids)
Molecular function (GO): GTPase activity; GTP binding
Source: RefSeq, a predicted model, not a curated record
AGUGUUUACCCGCCUGGAGUCUAGCGAAGAAGAAGACAGGAGGGACGUCCAGAUUCCAAACAGAUUCCCGUUGGAAAGUCAGAAAGAUUCCCGAUUUUCAGUUUUUAAUAAAUCAAUUAUCGGACUAACCUGUUCUUUUUGACACGAUGGGCACCAGAGACGAUGAGUACGACUAUCUGUUCAAAGUGGUCCUCAUCGGAGAUUCGGGCGUUGGGAAGAGCAACCUGCUGUCCCGCUUCACCCGGAACGAGUUCAACCUGGAGAGUAAGAGCACCAUCGGCGUGGAGUUCGCCACGCGCAGCAUCCAGGUGGACGGCAAGACGGUGAAGGCCCAGAUCUGGGACACGGCGGGCCAGGAGCGCUACCGGGCCAUCACAUCAGCGUAUUACCGCGGCGCGGUGGGGGCGCUGCUGGUCUACGACAUCGCCAAGCACCUGACCUACGAGAACGUGGAGCGCUGGCUGAAGGAGCUGCGGGAUCACGCCGACAGCAACAUCGUCAUCAUGCUGGUGGGCAACAAGAGCGACCUGCGCCACCUGCGCGCCGUGCCCACCGACGAGGCCCGCGCCUUCGCCGAGAAAAACGGUUUGUCCUUUCUGGAGACGUCGGCGCUGGACUCCACCAACGUGGAGACGGCCUUCCAGACCAUCCUGACAGAAAUCUACCGGAUCGUCUCCCAGAAGCAAAUGUCGGAGCGCCAGGAGAGCGACAUGUCGCCUAGCAACAACGUGGUCAACAUCCAGGUGCAGCCCACUGAGAACAAACCAAAGAUGCAGUGCUGUCAGAACAUCUAGCCUGGCCGUGGACCCGCUGCUGCCCUCCCGUGACCCCUGCCCCCCCCACCGUCCCAAACAGACUGCCUGAUCGAGACGCAGAUUUAAUCCUGCGACCUGAACUCUUCCUGACCCCAUCCUGACCCCCGACCCCACCAGUACAUAACGUGGGGCCCCCCCUCCCCCUGUAGGCUUCUGCAGGACGGCAGGCGCAUUUCAUAUCACGUUAGAUUUCAUUACUGUAGACGCGCUGACAUGUCACUGAAAUGUCUUAAAA